AUGGAGGUUGUUGAGACAAGUGGAGAAGGAACUCUUUCGUCUGCAGAGCAUUCCACCCGACGUAGUUUUCCAUCAAUUGAGGAGGAAGUUGUGGGCUUUGAGAAAGAUGCAGAAAGUAUAAUGAAGAAAUUGAUUCAAGGAACAAAGGAGCUAGAUGUUAUCUCAAUCUUUGGAAUGCCAGGUCUCGGAAAAACAACUUUGGCCAGGAAAGUGUACGACAAUCCUUCUAUUGUUAAUUACUUUGAUGUUAAAGCUUGGUGUUCUGUUUCGCAAGCAUAUAAUAGGAUAAAGUUGUUGGGUGAGAUUUUCAAACAAGUAACCGAUCAUAAGAGCGAAAUUGAUGAGGAUGUUGACAUAGCUGACAAGUUGCAGAAAACUCUAAAAGGCCGGAGAUACCUCAUUGUAUUAGAUGAUAUAUGGGAAGUUGAUGCAUGGGAAGAUUUGGGAUUAUGUUUCCCUAAAGGUGAAGAUGGAAGUAGAGUAAUGGUAACAACUCGAAUCGAAGAAGUGGCUAAGCAUCUCCAGCACUGCAGUGAUCCUUAUUCUCUUAGAUUUCUAACAUUGGAAGAAAGUUGGGAAUAA
Molecule: messenger RNA, 582 nt
Organism: Nicotiana attenuata
Lineage: Eukaryota; Viridiplantae; Streptophyta; Magnoliopsida; Solanales; Solanaceae
Product: putative late blight resistance protein homolog R1A-3
Exons: 1
Coding region: 1-582 (193 amino acids)
Biological process (GO): defense response to other organism
Molecular function (GO): ADP binding
Source: RefSeq, a predicted model, not a curated record